This is a messenger RNA of Puccinia triticina, 366 nucleotides long. RefSeq lists its product as uncharacterized. The record is from RefSeq and is a predicted model, not a curated record. NCBI's taxonomy places the organism in Eukaryota, Fungi, Basidiomycota, Pucciniomycetes, Pucciniales, Pucciniaceae. The transcript has 2 exons. Bases 1 to 366 code for a protein of 121 amino acids.
AUGCCCACUACGCCCCCUGAGACCCCCUCCUUGCCUUUGCUCGCUACACAGGCCACCCCAACGUCCUCAACGACCACAUCUACCCUACUUAGCUCGCCGACCUGUCAAGCGGGCUGCUCACAGGCCACCUCUCUGCUCGCAUUGAUCCACCACCGCCUACUGAACCUGGCCGAUUUACUGAAGGCCCGACUGCACAGGCCCCUCUUGCCUGUCCCUCGCCUAUCCCCGCCUCAAACUCAUUGCCUCGCCCCCCGGCUCCUUUUACACCCGUUGAUUCCCCCGCCAAUGGCCAAACAGUCGCGCCGUUGCCACAUCCCCCUUCCACUCCAAAUCCCAACUCCCCGCCACCCUCUCCUUACUGCUUAG